GUGCCGGGACCAGCUGCGGCGCGGUGGGCACCAACACUCUGCUUUCCCGUUCGGGGCUUUCGUCUUGGAGGCGACCACGACGAGGGGCGAAGGCCGGCUCGGAUACGGACCAGGUGUCGGGCACGGGUCUGGCCCCCUUCUUGGCAGAGCCGCUCCCCGGGACGCGCGCGGGCCUCGGCAGAGUAUAAUAAAGAGGAGCGGCCGCGGCCGCUGCGCGAGGAGGAUGGGAACUCCCCUAUUUCCAGCUCUAACAAACGGACUGAAAUCCUGAAUGGAGGAACCCGCUGACUUCAUCUGCUUGGGAAAAUCGUCCAGAGGAACUCAUAUUUGGCUGCUCUGAGAGGUGGAGGGGGUGUCCAUGACGAGGCAGGGGGUAACAGAUAUCUGAAACCUCCCGUAUGAGCUGCAAACUGUGACCAAGCAGGGGGGAAAUAAUCUCUUUUAUUUUCAUGCAAAGGGCUUUAAGCAUCUGUAUCAUAAAUUACUUCUAUGCCUUAUACUCAGUUCAGCAGAAACCAGAGGAGUCCUGUCUAGGGGCCCGGUCGUUAUCCCGGGGACCCGCCGCCGCCAACCGCCUGCCUUCAUUUUCCCACAUCCCCCUGGAACGGCUGUUUGGGGUAACACGGUCUAUCCUUCAGAACUGUGGCCAAAUCUCCAUGAAUGCUCUGCUAAUUUGUGGGACUUAACUCCCAGAACCUACAUGCGGGGCUGGAAUUUAGCCCAAAUGUUUCGAGGAAAUGACAUUUUAAGCCGUUUUAAAAACACGUUUUUUUUUAAAAAAAAUUCAUCCCCUUAAAGCAGGAUUUGAUAGGUUUAAAGACAUGACAGGUAAGAACUUCCUCUUUCUAGUCUUUUAACCCCGGACGCAGGGAAGGUCGAAGCGGAGCAGGACCCUGGAGGAGGGAAAGCCCGGAGACCCGUGUGCCCUUCGGGGCUCGCUGGCGCUCCGCCCGGCGGCUGCUUUCGGGAGAGGCGCAGCCCUCACUCCUGGACGGCUGGGGAAGCUACUAGGGCGCGCGCGGGAGGCGGCGCUGCGCUCCACCUGCCUUGCCCCGGACAGGGCCCGGGGGCUAGGCGUCGAGGGACUACCCCGAGUCAAUAUUGGGAUUUUUAAUAAACCAAGGAAUGGGAUUUUAAUUAUUCAAAACCCAGCUCCUCUGGGUCAGAUGCUGUUGGGAUGGUCCUGGCCACAUAAUAUUAAAGAGACCGAUCACUGAGGGGACGAGGAAAGCGUCCUAGACAUCCAUUGCAAUUACGAAUGAACCAGCGACUUGCUAGCCCGGGACAUUGAUUGCUGGUGCCCAACCCGACCCUCCUCUCCUCUCCCCAUUCCUCCCCCCACCCCAGGCAGCUCUGGCAGCAGCCGGGACCUCGCGUCCCUGCAUUGUGGCCGGGGCUGCAUUUUUCAUGAGCCCGGGGUGAACAGGUGCGAAGUGCGCUGGGAGCAUCCGGCCGACGGCCGGGCGCGGGGAACAUGGAGAGCGAGCGCGACAUGUACCGCCAGUUCCAGGACUGGUGUCUCAGGACUUACGGGGACUCAGGCAAGACCAAGACGGUGACCCGUAAAAAAUACGAGCGGAUCGUCCAGCUCCUCAACGGCUCCGAGUCGAGCUCCACGGACAACGCCAAAUUUAAAUUCUGGGUUAAGUCGAAGGGCUUCCAGCUGGGCCAGCCGGACGAGGUCCGUGGGGGCGGUGGCGGCGCCAAGCAAGUGCUCUACGUGCCCGUCAAGACCACGGAUGGCGUAGGGGUAGAUGAGAAGCUGUCUUUAAGGCGAGUAGCUGUGGUGGAAGAUUUCUUUGACAUUAUUUAUUCAAUGCAUGUGGAAACAGGGCCAAAUGGAGAACAAAUUCGAAAACAUGCCGGACAAAAGAGAACUUACAAAGCAAUUUCAGAGAGCUAUGCCUUCCUACCAAGAGAAGCGGUGACACGAUUUCUAAUGAGCUGCUCAGAGUGCCAGAAAAGAAUGCAUUUAAACCCAGAUGGAACAGAUCAUAAAGAUAAUGGGAAGCCUCCCACUCUGGUGACCAGCAUGAUUGACUACAACAUGCCAAUCACCAUGGCAUACAUGAAGCACAUGAAACUUCAGCUGCUGAACUCACAGCAAGAUGAGGAUGAAAGUUCAAUAGAAAGUGAUGAAUUUGAUAUGAGUGAUUCAACACGGAUGUCAGCUGUGAACUCAGAUCUUAGCUCCAAUCUUGAGGAAAGAAUGCAAAGCCCCCAGACGCUUCAUGGCCAGCAAGAUGAUGAUUCUGCUGCAGAUAGCUUUAAUGGCAAUGAGACUCUGGGGCACAGCUCGAUGCCUUCAGGGGGAACACAGAGCAGGGAGAUGGGAGACUCCAACAGUGAUGGCAAAACUGGGCUGGAGCAGGACGAACAGCCACUGAAUCUGAGCGACAGUCCCCUUUCAGCACAGCUGACUUCAGAGUACAGAAUAGACGACCACAGCAGUAAUGGAAAAAACAAAUAUAAGAACCUUCUAAUUUCUGACCUCAAGAUGGAACGAGAGGCAAGAGAAAAUGGAAGCAAGUCUCCUGCACAUAGUUACUCAAGCUAUGACUCUGGCAAAAAUGAGAGUGUAGACAGAGGUGCGGAGGACCUGUCACUCACCAGGGGCGACGAGGACGAAGACGACCACGAUGACCAUGAGGACUCUGAGAAGGUCAAUGAAACAGACGGAGUUGAAGCUGAGAGGCUGAAGGCUUUUAAUAUGUUUGUCAGGCUGUUUGUAGAUGAAAACUUGGACCGAAUGGUCCCAAUCUCUAAGCAGCCCAAAGAAAAGAUCCAGGCUAUCAUUGACUCAUGCAGGCGACAAUUCCCUGAGUAUCAAGAGCGUGCCAGAAAACGUAUACGUACUUACCUCAAGUCCUGCAGGCGGAUGAAAAGAAGUGGUUUUGAGAUGGAUGAGUCUGCUCCAGCUGACAAACAGUGUAAACCAGAGGCAGCCCAAGCCACCUUCUCAACAUCAACUGUUUCAGGCUCACAGGAGGUGUUAUACAUCAACGGAAAUGGGACCUACAGUUACCAUAGUUACAGAGGGCUAGGAGGGGGACUGCUAAAUCUGAAUGACGCUUCUAGUAGUGGACCCACCGAUCUCAGCAUGAAAAGGCAGUUGGCUACUAGCUCAGGAUCCUCCAGCAGUUCAAGCUCCAGACCCCAGCUGAGUCCCACUGAAAUCAAUGCCGUGAGACAGCUUGUUGCAGGAUACCGAGAAUCAGCUGCAUUUUUAUUGCGUUCUGCAGAUGAACUGGAAAACCUUAUUUUGCAACAGAACUGAGUCAAAUGAUGACCAUAUUCAUACUCACUGAGGUCUAAAUUUGCAGUUUCCACUAAUGACAUUUUGAUUUCCCAGCAGAGAUGCUUCUGGUCUUACUGCACAGUCUUUUAAGAGAAACACUUCCAUUAUGCCACAUUGUCCUUGAUCCAUAAAGUGAUGUGUUAAGGUGCUUCAAAGGAACUCUGACCUCUGAAGUACUUGAGAUAACUUUGUUCCAGCCUAUUGCUCUUUGUUUUAGUGUCAGCAUAAAUAUUGGAGGCUAAAAAAAAAAAAAAAAAAAAAGGAAAAAAAAAACACAACAGGCUGUAUAUUCUUAAUUCAAGGAUAAAGCAGAAGAAGCUUGUGGGAUUAAAAAAAUAAUAAAAAAUAGCUCAAGAUCCAAGUGCAAUAUUAGUGGAAUUUGCUGCUGACUCAUUGGACUGAAAGCUGCACUAUCUGGCAAAAAAAAAAAAAAAGCCAAAUUUUCUGUUGCUACAGGAUAUAACAACAAUUAAAAAGGAUCUUGUAUUUUAAAAAAAUAUAGGUAAUUUUUAUAAAAAGAAAACUUGUUUUUCAUUCAAAAUGGUCAUUUUUACUUUGGUAACUUUUUCAUAGAUCUUAAAAGAAACUGUUUUGAGAAACUACUGUAAGUACGUUUUCCACAUCCCUUUGCCUUCUCUUUCCAAAUUCUUUCUACAAAAAUAACACUUGAUGCUGGAAAACCCUUGCUUACGUUAUUUAGAUCGUCACAUCAGGAACUACUUCCAAGAGAAGCCUGCAUUUCUACACUCACGCUGAUCUCAAACAUCCCACUCAAUAUUGCAGCUUUACCAUAAACAGUUUUCAUCACAGCAUUUUUUAAUAUUAAAAAAGACAUCACUGAAAAAAAAAAAGUCACACCUUUGGUUUCUCACAGCUGCUUUCUGACAGGCAUCCCUAUAGCAGCAAUUGGAUGUAGAUGACUGAAUGUUAAGAGGUUGCAAGUGACAAUCUGAAAAUUUGCACUCGUCUGUGGUUUUCUUUUCAUUUCUCUCUUUCAGAAAUGGUUUCCAAAAAGACUGUUACCUCUCCUGAUAUGGUCUGUUAUAAUUUCCAGGUAAAAAUGACGUAAAGAACUCUCAGCGGAUGCAGCUGCAACUUACAGUGAACUAUUCCUAUUUCCCAUACUUUGUCCUUCUUUCUUAUUUUCUACUGUUGGACACACAUGAAUGGUGUUUUCUUUGUGCACUGAGGCAAGUCUAUUUUUAAAAUAUUUAGGGAGAAUUACUUUAGUUCAUGCUUCUUGUACAAUUUUUUUCUGUUGUUUAGCUUUGGUUGGAUUACAAAUUCCUUGUGCAUUCCUGAUUUUGCCUUAUUUCAUGUAAAAUUUCUGUAAUCCUGUUUGACAAUGAGUUUAAGACAUCAGUGAUAUUUCUUAUCUACUUGUUACCUAUAGUUUUUCAAGUAAUGACUGUGAUUGUGACCAAGUAAUGUGCACUUUUUCUUGUAACUGUGGACAUUGCUAUGCUUUUUUCUUCUAGUGUUUCUAGAAUUGUUCCUUACAGUUACGUAAAAAAACAAAAACAAAAAUAACUUUUGUGAUACUGUUGGUGAAUAUGUGAAAAUCUUAUUGAAAUAUGAGUAUUUUGGAAAUACAUAGAUGCAAAAACACCUUUUAAGGUGUGGACUUAGAGUUUGCUUAUUUAAAUGAAAAUUGAAAAUUUGAGGGCUGGUAUAAUUUUCUGUUUUGUUUGGUUUAAUAAACAGAUUUCUGUGUUAAAA
This is a messenger RNA of Choloepus didactylus (southern two-toed sloth), 5017 nucleotides long. It is a transcript of the gene NOL4, whose product is annotated as nucleolar protein 4. The transcript has 10 exons. Lineage: Eukaryota; Metazoa; Chordata; Mammalia; Pilosa; Megalonychidae. The record is from RefSeq and is a predicted model, not a curated record. The coding region runs from base 1475 to 3277 and encodes 600 amino acids.